Molecule: messenger RNA, 1875 nt
Organism: Dovyalis caffra
Lineage: Eukaryota; Viridiplantae; Streptophyta; Magnoliopsida; Malpighiales; Salicaceae
Source: the annotation of a GenBank genome assembly
AUGUCUUGUGCUACCUUAAACCUAGCACCUUCUCUCAAACUGCUCCACAACAGCAACAGCUACAACUUUCAACCUUCAAGCAAGCAAUCUUGUUUCUUCGGCAAGUCGUUUUCUUCAGUAACCUUUGUGGGACCCUUGACUUCCAAUUGUAACAAAAGCUUUUGGGAUUCAUGCCAUGCAAUUAAGGGCUUAAGAUCGUUUUCCACCGUGUUCAAAUGCUUUGCUCCGAAAUCAGAGCUGUCAGUUUCAGUUGGUGCUGGGAGCAAUGCUGCUUCUGAUGAGAGGGUGGUUGUGCUGGUUAUUGGUGGAGGGGGAAGAGAACAUGCACUCUGCUAUGCCUUGCAGCGAUCUCGCUCCUGCGAUGCAGUCUUUUGUGCUCCUGGCAAUGCAGGGAUUUCUAACUCUGGAAAUGCCACAUGUAUUCCAGAGCUUGACAUCUCUGAUAGCUCGGCUGUGAUCUCCUUUUGCCGCAAAUGGGGUGUGGGACUGGUUGUGGUGGGACCAGAGGCACCUUUGGUUUCUGGCCUUGCAAAUGAUUUAGUGAAAGCUGGAAUCCCUACUUUUGGGCCAUCAGCAGAAGCUGCUGCUUUAGAAGGUUCAAAGAACUUCAUGAAAAAUUUGUGUGACAAAUAUGAAAUUCCUACUGCUAAGUACCGAACAUUCACAGAUCCAUCUGCUGCAAAGCAAUACAUUCAGGACCAGGGAGCACCGAUUGUCAUAAAAGCAGAUGGCUUGGCUGCUGGAAAGGGAGUUAUUGUUGCCAUUACACUGGAGGAGGCAUACAAAGCUGUUGAUUCAAUGCUUGUGAAGAGUGUUUUUGGUUCUGCAGGUUGUCGCGUCGUUGUUGAAGAAUUUCUGGAAGGAGAAGAAGCAUCUUUUUUUGCCCUGGUGGAUGGAGAGAAUGCUAUUCCUCUAGAAUCUGCUCAGGACCAUAAAAGAGUUGGUGAUGGAGAUACAGGCCCCAAUACUGGUGGGAUGGGGGCAUACUCUCCAGCACCAGUAUUGACAAAAGAACUUCAGUCAGUGGUCAUGGAAACUAUAAUUCUCCCAACGGUGAAGGGAAUGGCAGCAGAGGGUUGCAAGUUUGUAGGGGUUUUGUAUGCUGGGUUGAUGAUUGAGAAGAACUCUGGCUUACCUAAGCUAAUUGAGUACAAUGUACGCUUUGGCGAUCCUGAGUGUCAGCUUGCUGUUCUGGUAAUCACAAUUCUGUGCAAAGCUGCUGUUACAUAUCUGAUUGUCACUGCUGCAUGUAUUGAUAACCGCAUCUUGAUGAGGAAUAGUUUCGGCCAGAAUAUUACUCUGUUUGUGGCAUUGUUGGGUCAAGUUGAAGACUUUGUCCAAAUUAUUAAUAAACAGGAUGAUAUAAUUCAGAAUUCUUAUGGUUUCUUCACUCCAAAUUAUGACUGUUUGGAUAAACUAAAGCAAUAUCCAGUUGGUUUAUCUAUCGGCUAUGAUGAGUGGGGAGAUCUAGCACAAGUUCUACUUGCAGCUAGUAGAGGAGAGCUAAGUGGAGUAUCCCUGAAAUGGUCUCCAGGGUCUGCCAUGGUGGUUGUUAUGGCAAGCAAGGGGUACCCUGGGUCCUAUGAAAAGGGGACUAUGAUUCGAAACCUAGAAGAGGCUGAGAAUGUUGCUCCAACAGUCAAGAUAUUCCAUGCUGGAACAGCUGUGGACUCAGAUGGCAACUUAAUUGCUACUGGGGGACGAGUUCUUGGGGUCACUGCCACCGGAAGAGAUCUUGAAGAGGCACGGGACCGAGCUUAUCAAGCAGUUGAGGAAGUCAACUGGCCAGGAGGGUUCUACCGGCGAGAUAUUGGGUGGAGAGCGCUUCCCCAGAAACAUGUGGCUCCAAAAAAUAAACUGACGUCAACAAAAUGA